GAAGCUCUAGGAGUGAUACACCUAAGUUCUUUUCAAUUUUGUCUCACCAGUCUUUUCUUCAUAAUGCUUCCCACACUUCAAUUCAGUUUGUCCAAUCCUUGAGUUGAUUCCCUCCCCAUAUUUUAUGCUUUCCUUCACCACAAAUAAAUAUAUUUUCAGUAACUGUUUGAUCAACUUCUCUCUGUUAUAUAUAUACUUUCAAUUUAUGUCUACUUUCAGAGUGCAGCGCCGUUGAUCCUUUCUCCUCUCUCAUCUUGUUCUUUCUAGCCAGUUAGAGUGCAUUGCUCUUUUUUCUACUAUAUGUUGUGUGGAGAAAAUGGAUGAGCGUCCGCAGAAACAAGCCAAGAUCUUAAAAUCCACCUCGGAAGAAGUAAGCAGUAUCGAGUGGGAAUUCAUAAAGAUGACUGAACAAGAGGAAGAUCUUGUAUACAGAAUUUACAGAUUGGUUGGAGACAGAUUGGCUUCUAUAACUUGCAUAGACGUGGUCCUGUUUGUCUCUGUGGCCCUGCUCGGGUGCUUGCGUGAGAGAAAGAGAUCCUGAAGAAAGAGAGAGCCCGGAAGAUCAGGGCGUGCCGUUUGAUCCGGAGUGCAGUGCAGAGGCGAGUAGAUGAAAACGUGAAGCUCGGGAAUAAUUGCAUUGCAGCACGCCGCUAGGCAACACGAUUUGACGGACUCAAUGGAGUAAUUUUCAGCCAACGUGCUGUACUUUCUUUGGAGUUUGUUUUAUAUGGAAAGAUCAGACAAUGAUCAGUUUUUCUUGGGGGUCUAGACAAACAUUACUCCUCGAAAAAGAACAGGUCCUCGGGCAAUGCACAUUUUUUACAAUAUUGUUAAUCAUGGGAGAAACUAGAAACUGGAUAUACAGAAGUGCACUCGUGCUCAUAUUUUAAUUCCUAAUGCUUAAAUCCUCCCCCCACCCCUUUUUAAUUUUUUGGUUGAUCAAUUUCUAAGGAGAGAGAGGAUCAAUUUACGAGGCAUUCUACCUUUAUUCUGCAUAUAAGCUAAGGACAUUCAUCAGCUUUAUGCAUUAUUGUAUGUCAACCUGCGGAAAUUCUGGAUUUGUCCCAAACAUGUAUUUAUCUCUUUUCUGUUCCCCUUAUCUCCCUACAUGUAUAUUUCUCUUCAUAAUCAAUGUCUGCUUGACCAAACUCCCACUGAUUUACCUGUACUUACUGCUGAGACAUAGACCCAUCGAAUUCCAAAUUUAUCAGA
Messenger RNA from Theobroma cacao (cacao), 1212 nucleotides. Lineage: Eukaryota; Viridiplantae; Streptophyta; Magnoliopsida; Malvales; Malvaceae. The record is from RefSeq and is a predicted model, not a curated record.